AAUGAUCGGUUACGAUCACUGUGCGCCCAGGCAAGCCGGCUCUAAGGUCGGUCAGUGAUGCCAUGAAGGUAAAACAGCGACCACUGUCACUGCCUAGCAAACUUAUUCUUGCCUCAGUACCUUACACGCACGCUCUAUCAACUUGAUUACACCAUCGGCCGAGGCUCUUCUACAUAGGCAACCCCAAACUGCGCUGACCUGGGUUUCCACUACUUAGCCGGCUGUUAAAGAGAGGCAGGAAGGAUGCAGGAGGAGUCUGUGUAUGCACUGAUUCCUCAGCCGCAGGAGGUGCCCCAGCGGCCUGCGAUGCACACCUCGAAGUUUGGAGGCAAGACGCAUCCUGCCCAGUUUGACUUUGGACAAAACAAGGUUCAACCGCACGCGACCAUGGGGCGACCAGAUGGAGCGAACGGGCCGGCGUUCCUCCACGCACACGAGAAGGAGCCCAAGCUACCAUCUCCCGGCCCGCCCAGCAACCCCAAGCAAAAGAUCCGGCCACCGGUGCCGGCCAAAGAGGAGAAGCCCACUAUGGGCCUCACCAGCAACAAGAACUUCAUCACGGCAAAUGCGGUGGAUGUGAUUCUGGCCAAGCCUGGCAAGGUGCCGCAGCCUGAGUUCCAGUGGACGCAGAAGCCUGACUACGGGAAAGUGCCAAUGUACCUGAAGCGCAACAAGGACCGGGUUGCCAAGGAGAAGGAGCACUUCACGCAGUACCUGCGCAUGCGGGAAGCGCCGGAGGCCAACGCGCACGUGAGCCAGUUGUCACCUGAGGACCGCCAGCAGCUGGUGCGGCACCUCAAGGCCAAGUGGGGCAGCGUCAACACGGCAUACCAGGGCCUGUCGUUGAGUGUGGACAGUGCUGUGAAGAAGGGGCGCAAGGAGGCGAUGGAGCGCGAGCUGGCAGAGAUUGAGCGCGACAUCCGCACCCUGGAACGCGGCGAGGUGGUGCUGGUGGUGGACGAUUGAGAGCCGGCGGCGCUGCAGCGAUAGGGCACCUGCGGCUGUAGCGGCUGAGCGGCGGCGCAAGAGUGGCCGGCGGCGAGCAGCACGGGGUCACGGGCCUAGGGGAGGGGCAGGAGGCAGCCGCGGCGGAGAGGCAGCAGCGCGGCGGUAUGGGUGGGAGGCAGUGCUCGGGAAUGCGGUGCGGGUGCGGGAGGAGGCUUCCUGGCAGGAGGCGGGCUGCGGCAGCCGCGGCUGCGGAUGCCCCGUGUGCCUGGCGGUGCAACGACCUGGUGAUGCUGCGAACAAGAGGGGAAUGCGUAUAGCUAGGCAAACGUACCGGCGUUGCGUGCGUGAAGGCCAAUAGGCAGCUAUUAGGCAGGCGGCAUAUGAGGGAGGGCGGCUGGACGUCUUGCCGCGGCCGAGCGGCCGCGCAACAACUUACCUAGGGGAUUAGGGGUAGACGCAUAGGUCGGGUUGUCCCUUCAAUUGUAAUCCGCAUCCAUAGGACGAAACUGAGCUGACAGGCGGCAGAGACUUCCAGCACCGGUGAAAUGACGAUUGUGACGGGGUUCAUGAACAAAUGAGCGUGCUGGCUGGUGUGAAUUACCCCUGUGUACAGGAUUGGGGGGGGCGGUCACUUUGGGCUCAGUGAACAUUUAGCGCUGCCUUUCGCUGGUUCGCAAAUCCGUAUGGUGGGCAUGAGGCAAUAUUUGGCUCUGCUGGCAUGACCCAAUCAGGGGUGUAAAUCAUUACA
Molecule: messenger RNA, 1696 nt
Organism: Chlamydomonas reinhardtii
Lineage: Eukaryota; Viridiplantae; Chlorophyta; Chlorophyceae; Chlamydomonadales; Chlamydomonadaceae
Exons: 5
Coding region: 244-966 (240 amino acids)
Molecular function (GO): calmodulin binding
Source: RefSeq, a predicted model, not a curated record